Molecule: messenger RNA, 5621 nt
Organism: Cavia porcellus (domestic guinea pig)
Lineage: Eukaryota; Metazoa; Chordata; Mammalia; Rodentia; Caviidae
Gene: Tatdn3
Product: TatD DNase domain containing 3
Exons: 11
Coding region: 76-954 (292 amino acids)
Molecular function (GO): hydrolase activity, acting on ester bonds
Source: RefSeq, a predicted model, not a curated record
UGUUCUCGCGGGUGCAGCGAGCUAUGCUUCCGGCGGGAAACUUGCUGCGCCACCGCGGGAGCGUUCCAGGGUUCCAUGGGGGCUGCGGCAGCGGGGCUGGUGGAUUGUCACUGCCACCUCUCGGACCCGGACUUUGACGGCGAUCUGGAUGAUGUAUUGGAGAAAGCCAAGAAGGCUAAUAUUGUGGCCAUUGUGGCAGUUGCUGAACAUUCAGGAGAAUUUGAAAAGAUUAUUCAGCUUUCCAAAAGGUACAGCGGCUUCAUCUUCCCCUGCUUAGGUGUUCACCCCGUACAAGGGCUUUCACUAGAAGACCAAAGAAGUGUCACAUUGAAGGAUCUGGAUGCAGCUUUGCCUAUUAUUGAAAAUUACAAGGAUCAGUUGCUGGCAAUUGGAGAGGUUGGACUAGAUUUCUCUCCCAGAUUUGCUGGCACUGAUGAACAGAAGGAAGAACAAAGACAAGUCCUAAUCAGACAGAUCCAGUUAGCCAAACGACUAAAUUUGCCUUUAAAUGUUCAUUCACGCUCUGCUGGGAGACCUACCAUCAACCUCCUACGUGAGCAAGAUGCUGACAAGGUCCUGCUGCAUGCAUUUGACGGUCGGCCGUCUGUAGCCAUGGAGGGCGUGAGAGCUGGGUACUUCUUCUCAAUUCCACCAUCUGUCAUAAGGAGUGGGCAGAAGCAGAAACUUGUGAGACAGUUACCUUUGACAUCUAUCUGCUUAGAAACAGAUUCACCUGCACUAGGACCAGAAAAACAGGUACGAAAUGAGCCCUGCAACCUUUCCAUGUCUGCAGAAUACAUUGCUCAGGUGAAAGGGGUCUCCGUGGAAGAAGUCAUCCAAGUGACCACACAGAACGCGCUGAAACUGUUUCCCAAGCUGCAGCAUCUACUCCGGGAAGAGCUUCAAAGCCAGGAGUCGCCGGGCCAAGUCACCUGCGGGGAGGGCAGCAUUUGAGAGAAAGAAAGAAUAACCUGAGACAACAUUUUAAAGAGAAGGUGGAUUUUGCCUCAGAGUUUCAGAAGUCCAGUUCCGGAUGUUGGGUGUGAUGAGGAAGCACAGAGAGCAGAGAAGUCACCUGAUGGACGCAUCGGAGAGGAAGAGACUGACUUAAAGCCUCCCUCUUCUCCCCACCUCAUAACGUCCACCAGCACUUCAGGCUGGGUACCAGGACUCCUUGGAGAGAUAUUUAAGACCCAAGCCAUAGCACAGAGGUGAUACUACUGCCCAUGAGCAUCACCAUAGGAAUUACAGACAAAAUGCCUAUGCCUUCCUCGAGGCUACAUGAAAAUCAAUCUUGCGAGCACUCUUUCAGCUCUUUUUCCUUUUCCCUAUUUCCUACCACCUUGCUACCCACAUUUCCUGUGUCAGACUCUCACCUUUAAAUCUGUAAGGUCCGAUUUAAAUGGCUUCCUUGGUGCGAUUCCCCAGGCAGACAAGCUUCUCGGGUCCCUCAAAAGCGCUCUUGCCUUUCCCUCUUAGCCACCCACUGCCUGUUUCACCUGUUGCCUAAACUUGCUCUGUUAGCUUCCCUGUGGUGGGGAUGCAGGGCCAGCCCAGGUGAAAGGGGAAGAGGUAGAAGAGGAUGCAGUGGCCAAUACUUAAACGGAUUACAGUAAAAGACGCUACCAUUAAUUCCUCUCAAAAUCCUCCCCCUCCUCCAAACACAUCUCCUAAUUCCUGCCACUUUCUAAAGCAUUCCUCAAGUCCUCUUUCUUGGGCAUUUCUGUCUGCACCUUGGCGUUUGCCUCACUAUUCCAAAGCAAUUCAAAACCUUUGCCAUUCGCAGUCAUUUUGACUUAUGGACAGAGCCAGAAGUCCUGUGUGGUGUCCUAUUUUGUGCAUAUGGUAGAGGACGACACAGGACUGUUCUAAUUUGACUGAAAUGGAUGUAGAUUUUUAAUUCAGGACAUUGAGGUAGCCAUAAAAAGACAAAAAAUAGGAUUUUCAGAACUGCUUCAGAACAUGGCAAGAAUGAUCAGAUAAGUGUGUUAGAAAGUAAGGGGAGUAUUCUGGGAGGGAUUAAUAGUAAUUGACUUUUACUAUAAAGAUUAUUUUAAUUUAAAUACUCUUUUCAGAGCAACCCUUGAGUUUGGCUCAUGGUUUGAGGGGGUUCAGUCCAUGAUGGCAGGAUCAUCACGGUGUUAGUGAUGCUCCAUUUAUGGCAGCAGAGAAGCAGAGCAGGGGAACAGUGCCGGAAAGGAAAGGCUCAGGGACCAGCAAUGGACUCCAAGGCCACACCUCUGUGAUCCUCCAAGACACAUUCAGGAGUGUGUUCUACUAAUCCCCAGGCAGGUCCGAAAGCUUCUCAAGUUGAUACUCCUGGCUGCUCGUGACCCACACGAUCGGGGGUGGGAGGAUGCUGCUGCUUGGGACCUGGGGACUCUCCGUUCCAACUAACUGUGGGCCAACUGAGGAGUGUGCCAACCCCGUGCAGAGGAGGCCUGUGGGAUUGCUGGCAAUUAUGGGCUGUCUCUGAAAAUAACAGCAUGCCCUGGAAGGAGAUGGUAUUUUCAAACUGGUAAUAGAAUUUCCUUUUUCCUUUUGUUUUCUUCUACUUUUUUUUUCUUUUUUUUGAGACAAAGUCUUACUAUAUAGUGCAGGCUGGCUUUGCACUUGCUUGUGUAACCCAGGCUGGCCUUGAAGUGACAGCAGUCCUCCUGCCUCAGCCUUCUGAGUGCUGCAGUUACAGUGCCACCACCCAGCAAGGUAACAGAAUUUUCGGAAGAAUGUCCCAAUAAGCUGUGAACUGUUAGGCUUUUAUCCAAAAUGUUUCAUCUGAAUGUGCACGCUGAUAGUAGCAUGCCUUUGGCUACCCUUAGCAUUAAUAGAGUCUGACAUGCAAUGUAUCUCCUAACAUCAGUUUAGUCCUUUCUGGAUAAACCAAGUCCAAACAAUCCAGCCAGGGGCCAGUCAGCCCAGUUUUAUCAGGAAAACAAAUGCGAAUAUGAGGAAAGCGUCUCAGCCAAUGCUGAACAAUGCUGGGAUGACGGACAGUAGAUGACAGUUUCAGACUUUUCUCAUCGUUGAUUAUCAUUCACAUGUAGAAAAGAUGAAAAAUUUUAAGAGCCGUAAGUUUUAAGGUGUCGGGAAAAAAGAAAGAAAGAUCCUUCAUUUGGAAACUACAGAAGCUUUGGAUCUUGGUUACUGUACUUGACUACCUUCCCUUUUAAUUCCUCAAAUUUUUAAAUUGAAGAAAAGCAAUUAAAAGUUUUUAUAGGGAUAUUAUAUGUAAAACUUAAAACACAUAACACUUCAUGUAAAUACAUGUAAAAAUGUCAAAAUAGGUGUGAUGUAUAUUUCAGUGCAAGAGACUGUCACAUUUCUUUUGUCUUUUUUUUUUAUGUUAAAGGGAAUAAAACAAAACACUAAAAUAGAGCCAAACAAUACAGUAAGGACAAUAUUGGAUUUCAAAAAGAAGACAGAAGGAAAUCCCCCAUAGUGACUGUAUUGCAUAUGGUUACCCUCUCGGUAGAUGCUCAGACUGCCAGCUUUAGGCCUGCAAAGUCAAUCAAACAAUACAGGGAUUAAGUUGUUAUUUUUACUUCAGUGGCAUUAGCUCACCUGUGUUUGUCCAAAUGAGCCAGCUGCUUACCAGGGGGUGAGGGGAGCUCAGCCCUCCCUUCCUCCUAGCCUGUGUGCCCCUGGCUCACAGGAAGGGGGUGGGUUCUUGGUUCUCCUCCUGGCCUACCUGCCACUUAUUUCUUUACCUGUGUAGAACUGAUUAAUAUGACGAGUCCCUUUUUUUUUCCCCCCUCUCUUUCUUUGGUACUGCGAAUUGAACUGACCUUGUGCCUACUGGGCAGGCACUGUGCUGCUAAGCUACAUCUCUGGCCCAGUGGUUUCAUUUCUAAUUUAUUGUGGAUUUUUUUUUUUUUUUUUUGUCUUUUUUGUCUUUAUCGAUACCGGGGAUUGAACUCACGACUGCCUGCUUGCAAGGCAGGCGCUUACGCCGCUGAGCUAAACCUCCAGCCCCUCAUUUCUAAUUUAAGCAGAGCAUGUUUCUGUGUUAUCAGGAAAGUUCCCCAAAUUUGAUUCUAAAUACCUAUUAUAAUCUCCAGCUUUAAUUUUAAUGCUCCUGUAUGAGUUACCAUUGAGCAAAUAUAGACAAAACUGAGCUGAUUCUGUCCAGCUCUGCACAGAGGCCACGUGUUGCAGUUUCUUUGUGCAUUAUUACUGUUAAACUGUACCUUUUGCGAUUUUACAUUGGCACCUCUACAUGAACAGAGAACUGAUGCAAUUCAUCCUGCUGCUUCCAGCACUUUGAAAGGCUUUUGAGGGACUGGGAAUUUAGCUCAGUGGCCUAAGUGCCUGCCUGGCAAGCGUGAGGUCAUGAGUUUGAUCCCUGGUACCACCAAAAAUUAAAAUAAAAUAAAAAGCUUUUGAUUAACAAAGAAAGUAAAGCCAUAAACAUUUCCCAAAAAUUCAUGUCCCAGAGUUAGCAAUGAAUUGGCCACACUGGUUCGAGCAAAGCAGACCUUUAGAAGGAAUUUGGUGUAAUUUGAUAUUUGAAAACUACUGUUAAUGCAAUUAUACAUGUUAUAUUCUAAGAAAAAUGCUAAUUCUAGGGCCUGCUGAGUUGAUUUCUCUUGUGGAAUUUUUUAAAAAAUAUAUUUAAAUUGUAUAAAAGUUGUGCUGCAUCUUACUUUACUGGAUAAAUUUAAAAUACAGUAUUGUACUAUAGAAACUAAUACAAACUAUCUUUUGCCUUCAAAUGGGACAGAAAAUGGAAAACAUAGAAGUAAAUUCUGUUGAACCAGGGAGAGACAGAGAGACACAGAGACAGUGAGAGACUCAAGCCUUCACUUUAUGUAUUUAUUUUCUGUUUUCCAGUACCAGGGAUCGAACUCACGACUGUACACUUGCAAGGCAGGCACUUAUGCCGCUGAGCUAAAUCCCCAGCCUGAGCCUUUGCUUUAAUCUUCAUAGUUAUUGAGCUCCUCUGUAGGUUGCCCACUCACCUGGAUUACAGGAGGAAUAGGACACAGUCCUCCCUCAGUUUACCCUUACAGUAAGACAGCCAGAUGGCCAAGUCAUUUCAAUUCAGUGUGAAAAACGCUGUAGCAACGAAGAACCAAGUGUUAUCUACUGGGCUGGUGACACUUACAGUCCUGUUUAGUGUAAUCGCUGUGAUUGUGCUUUUUACCUUUAACAUCGCAGGACUUUUGAGAACAAGCUAGCUUCAAGGGCACAAGGGUCAAAGGCGUGAGUGCCACCUGCCCUAGCAGCCAGGAUAAGAUAUAAGGGGGAGAGCGAACUGUGGUCCCCCUUGUUGCUUUGCUACCUUCAAUCCACAGUACUGAAAAAAAUAUCUCUGUCUUUAGGCAGGAAAGACACAUGAGUAGAGAGAUUGUUUGUCUUCAUGAAUCUCUGUCCCGGUUAGGCAAAUGAGAACAGAGAGCUCCUCUGCAUUUGGAUUCCUUUCAGCUCUACAAUCUUUCGUAUUUUGGGACAAAAUAUUUUGGUUAUUUUCGAGCAUAAUUAUGUAAAGAUUUCCUUCCACAUUUGCACAGUGUGACUGGUAAAUGGUGAGCCCGUCCUCUGCGGUGGCCCAAAGAAAUAAGAUGUGUGCUUCCUAAUCCUAAAAAUGAUGGUGAAAAUAAAUUGAACAAAGAAGCAAGCAA